Messenger RNA from Papilio machaon (common yellow swallowtail), 1666 nucleotides. RefSeq names its product synaptic vesicle glycoprotein 2C. The record is from RefSeq and is a predicted model, not a curated record. Gene Ontology annotation, biological process: transmembrane transport. Gene Ontology annotation, cellular component: membrane. Gene Ontology annotation, molecular function: transmembrane transporter activity. The coding region runs from base 68 to 1666 and encodes 532 amino acids. The transcript has 10 exons. Lineage: Eukaryota; Metazoa; Arthropoda; Insecta; Lepidoptera; Papilionidae.
AAUGAAAACGUUUAACUUAUUUUAUUUAAAAUUAUUAAGUGUAGUUUUUGUGUUGACUGUGUACUAAAUGGUUUCUGCAUUGAAAAUGGGUGAUGAAAAACAAGCCGAGUCCAAAGAACAAACAAAAGAUCCUAUGACAAUAUUAGAAGAUGGGUUGAUUCUUUGCAAAUUCGGACGUUUCCAUAUAAGAUUAUUAUUCACUUCAAUGGCUGCAGUGUUCGCUUCCACAAUGGUUACUACAACAUCUUCGUAUAUUUUACCAAUGGCGGAAUGCGAUUUGAACAUGAGUAUUAUGCAUAAGGGUUUACUUAAUGCUAUGCCUUUUUUCGGACAAGUGGGAGCGACAUUUUUUACUGGAUUCUUAGUAGACGCCUUCGGCAGGAGAAUAUUUUUAGUUGGAGGCAACGCCGCAAUAUUUGUAUGUACUAUAAUUGAAGGGUCCAGUCAAAACUAUUGGAUGUUAAUCGUAUUAAAACUUUUAGAAGGAAUUGCGUUAAGUUUAUCAUUUACUGCUGUUGCAUCAAUGGUAUCGGAAUUUGUACAUAAAAAUAUACGAGAUAGAAUACUGAUGCUGUACUGUUCAUUCAUGUCGUUGUCUCUUGUUGUUGCUGCGUUGAUAUCAUGGGGUGUAUUAUUGCAACCUUGGCAUCUUGUAAUAAUCGAGGGCUACUUUGAAUUAAGAAUCUGGAAUAUUUACUUGUAUAUUUGUUCGAUAUGGAGUUUAUUAGCUGCAGUACUUUAUUGUACCAUACCCGAAAGUCCAAAAUAUCUUUUAUCGCAUGGACAAGAACGAGAAGCGUUAGAUGUAUUGAGGAAAGUAUACGUUGAGAAUACUGGGAAAUUAAAAACGGAGUAUCCCAUAAAAUCACUUGGUGCAUCUGGUUCCUUCAAAUCAACCAAAGAGAUGAGCCUUAAGAAACAAAUGACACACGCAAUGAUAGACGUCAAGGAGUUGUUCCGCGCGCCUUUGUUUUGUAGACUUAUUUUGUUUUCAAGUCUCACAUUCGUGUGUUUGCUAGCGUAUAGUGCAUUGAGGUUAUGGUAUCCACAGCUGUCAACGAUUAUAGAAAAUUACCAGAAAGACUACGGAAAGACAGACCGAUUUUGCGUUAUGAUGAAUGAUUAUAAAUAUAAAUUGAAUGACAAAAUGAAUGUUUCUUCAUCUAAUGUUACAGAUACUGAAAUCUGUAUACCUCAAAUAAGUGGUUCAGAGACAUACACAAAUGGAAUAAUUCUUGGUUUAUUUUCAUUGUUCUUCGUUGGCGCUUGUGGUUAUCUAGUUAAUUUUGUGGGACAGAAAAUACUUAUGUUCAUCUUAUUGAUUCUAUGCGCCGUUUGUUCAGGAUCAUUGUACUGGACUAAUACGUCUAUACAAGCUGCUUUGCUUAUUUCUGCGACUUGUGGUUUAAUGCAAUCAGCUCUGAGUCUUCAACAAAAUAUUUUAAUUAGAGUUUUUCCAACAACUGUAAGGACACUGGCACUUUCAGCAAUAGUUAUGAUUGGCAGAAUCGGUUCUUUACUUGGCAACAUUUUGUUCCCAAUAAUGCUGGAGUUAGGAUGUAUGGGGCCUUUCCUGGCUUUAUCUGUGAUAACACUUUGUGUCGCUGGGUUAGUUUAUUAUUUACCGGAUCCAAACAAAGAAAACAAUGGAGCGGGCGACAAGUAA